CGAUAGUUUAUAUGUUUGUAUAUUGGUUUUUAACUUACUUUAGAAACAUUUCAGACUUCAGGUUUCAUUUUAAUAGACUUUUAAUACAUUGAAAAAAUGUUUAACAGGAUGUUGAGCAUCUGACUUUUUUAAAAUUUGUAUCCAAAGCUUUUUUAAAAACAACGGGGAAAGCAGCAAAAAAGAAAUUCUCUAUUUAUAGUAAAGUGCACAUACUCUAUGAGGAGGAAAGGAAAAUUGAAACUGAGUUUUUCAUGUGACUGGGAGGGCUUCAGUAGCUAAGUGCUAUUGAACACAUGGAUCAAGACCACUAUAUUGAAAAUGAAGGGUGUUCCUCUGGCUAACUCUGCAUCAACUUGAACUACAUUCAAAAAAUAUUACAGAUAGAAAUGAAAAGAUCCAUUCACAGCAACCACAAGUAACUGAAAAUGAUUGUUUUCAGUUUUCUAAAAGAAGGUGAAAUUCUUAUGUCUUGGAUGAUCUUUUAAAAUUAAACUAGUAUUUUAUUAAGAAAUUUUCAGAAAAUAGGACUAUCACAUCUGGGUUGAAAAAUCUGGAAGAUCACUUGGUAACAGCAUUAAGACUGUAAUCUUAUAAAGACAUAGAUAUAAAUAUAUAUAUAUGUAUAUAAGCACAUACGCAUACAUAUAAUUACUUAGGAAGAAGCCUCUUGUAAUAGGUAAUUUCAGACUUUCCACUUAACAUCUAUCUAGUUUCUUGAGUUGAGAGAUCCAAGAAUCAUUAGGCCUACUUCUAGCAUUACCUGGAAAACAGGUGGUCUUGUUUAAUGGCUGACUCGUUUAGUAACUGUUUGCAGGUAUAAUGGGGAUGAAAAAGUAACUUAUGACCAACUCUCACAUUUAGUACCUUCAUAGGUCUGUAAAGCAAAUGAAAGCUGAAAUGAGACCAUAAGUACAGUUGUGGUUUCACUGAGUGAUCCCUUUACUUAAGCACCAGGUUGCCUAUCCCAACUGUGGUCACUAAACAAGGACUACCUGUAAUUAGAUUUAACUACUAAAAAUUAACACUUUUGAUUUAACAGGAUAACUAUUUAUUCUUGAGUUUUAUAUUUUACUAAUUCCUUGUAUGAUUGAGCUUUUUUUCUAUUUGAUUUGUAGGGAAUCACACCAAUCCCUGAUCACUUUAACUUCUGGGAUAAGCUCCACAUCUUCUCUUAACAGCAUGUUUUGGAUUGGUCUACAUCAGACAUGUCAAACUCGCGAUAUCACUUGAUGCCGUGUGACGCAUCAGAGCUUUUUCCCCAUUGCCAGCAAUGAGGUGGGCGCCGUUUCCUCAUGACACAUCCAGCCCGUGGGCCAGCAGUUUGACACCCCUGCUUGGUCCUAUUGUAGGUAUCUUGUUUAUAUAUUAAAUAGGGAUGUGCUGGUCUGGGUAGCCUAUUUUUACCUGGGUCUGGUCACCUGAAGAAGCCACUUUCCUAGAUAUAGUUCUACAUUUAUAUUAGAGGUUAUAGAUACAAUAUAAUGGCAUAAUAUAAACAAAAGCAACCUUUGGUAAUCCUUUGUCUUCAGACUAGAUCAAACAAAUUUCUCCUUAGCUCAGGAUGACUUUUACUGCUCUGUUUCUUGUAACUGUUUCAAGGAAUAGCAUAUAUGUUUAUCCUUUAAAUACAGAUAUGAUUGUAUCUGCAAGCUCUGAUGUGAAAGCAAACACAUUUUAAGAAUAGUCCAUUGCUUUGUGGCCGAUUCCAAAAAGUCUACUUUUUUCUUGAUAAAAUACUUAAAAGGUUUAAAUAUUUUUAGCACAUUAUGUAAAAACUGGCAAAGCACCCUGGUGAUUAGUUAUGAACACAUAAACAUACCUCUCCCCUCUGUCUCAUUCCCCAGCAGUUUAGUAAUUGUUUUUCAACCACAGUGCAAAAAAGUUGAAAUUAUAAAUGACUUUUAGAUGGACUUAGUAAAUGAUGAUAGCAAGUUAAAGCAUGUCAGCGCUCUUUCCCCUCAGUGCUGAGUUUGCACCAUGGGCAUCAAAUGUCUGGGAGUUACAGAUAAGACCCUCCAGUUCAUAAAAUGUAGCUGUUUCCUCAUGAUCUGUUUUGAAAAAAAGGUACUAGCAGCCAGGCUGAAGGCCCACUGAAGCCCACAGCAGAACUUCACCUAUCUAGCACCACCAGCCACUCCUGGGAGGACCACACAUGUUGUUAAUGAAGAUUUGGUUUUCAUUAAAGGAAUACAUACAGGCAGUGAAUCCACCCAGUAUAUCUCAACUACUUUAUGGCUUGGAUGUUUAUUUAGUUGAAGUCUAAAAAUUAGUUUAUUUAGUUGAAGUCUAGAAAUUAGAGCAUGGCCCCUUUAAUUAAGAAGAGCCCCUUUUAAAUUCAAUUUUCACACUGCACUUCUAAACAGAAGCAUCAUUUUAGCAACGAACCUAAGCAACUGCACUAUAUGUAUCCCAUCUUGGUAGUUGAUUAUAGGUGAGGAGGGGUAGAGCAAGGCAGUGGGACAAAUGAUGGAAUAAGCUACUGAUUUGUAUUAUUUAUUUCUUUUUAAGAAUUUUUCCCAUUGCAUUGUUUAGUCAUAUGCAAAAAAUGAAUUUGUUCAGUGAUUACCCAUAUUCAAAAUACAAACAGGGAGGUGGGCGGGUGCCUUAGCACUUACCAAAAUAUAGUACAUUUAGAGCUGAAUUAACAACUCUGCUUUUAUAUUUUGCCAUUAAGAAAGCCUAGACAUGCAAACUUGUAUAACGCAACCUUCUAUUUCGAUACUUUGCUGCUGAGCCACGUAUCAUCCACAAAUGACUAUGGAAUUAAAUUAAAAAGCACUAACACGUACUCCUGAGAUAGCUUCCCCAAGCUACGGGUGCGGGUGCGGGUGCGUGCCAGGAGACGUCUGGCCCUUUAAGAAACCAACUCAGUCGUGAGAAACGCUGCUGCUGCUCAGGCUUGCUUAAAUUCCCAAGUGUCCAGUUAAGAAAUAGACAGCUGUCUCUUUAAAUGUCAUUUCCUCCCAUUGUAUUUGAAUCGUGAUCAGGAAAGAGGAUGUGAAACCAGAGAGGCUCGGAGGAGAGACCAUCAGGGUUGGCUUGAAUAAUCGUCUAUUAGCAAUAAUAGCAGCUACGGCGGCUCCGACCCGGGUCAUAAUGAAGGCGGAGGAGCCAGGGAUGCUUUGCGCUACCUCCGCAGUGCAGGAAGCCCUCUCCAGGCAGACGACCUAAUCCAGGCAGCCAAGAGACUCCAGGAUAAGCACAGCGGUGACAGCUGAGCGCCGGCCGCGAGCGCCAGCAAUAGCAGCGGGCUCUGCCUAGCGGCCAGUCGCGCAGCGCGAGCGGGAGGAGCGUCCCGAGGAUGGGCGCGUAGUUCCGAAGGGAUCGUCGCCUCGCCUGCCCAGACAGCUCCGGAGCGCGUGCGGCUAGGUGGCCGCGGUCCCUCUCGCCCUUGCCCGCGCGUCGCCAGCCCCCCCCCGCCCCUCCCCUCCCUCGGCCUUACAGGCGGCCACCCUGUGGAUGUCACUGAGGGUGGGGGUGCCUCUCUGCUCGUCGCCGCCGCUGCUGCCCCCUCCCCCGAAAAGGCAUUCGGGAGCUGGCAGCCUUUGUAGGGGCAGACCUCAUCGCGGACAAGCCGAGAGUCACGACGGCCGUCGCCACUACAAAGGAGCGACCCCUGCCAAUGUCAUCCUCAGCCAUCGAAAGGAAGAGCCUCGAGCCCUCCGAGGAGCCAGUGGAUGAGGUGCUCCAAAUCCCUCCUUCCUUGUUAACAUGUGGAGGUUGUCAGCAAAACAUUGGGGAUCGAUACUUCCUGAAAGCCAUUGACCAGUACUGGCAUGAAGAUUGUCUCAGCUGUGACUUAUGUGGGUGCCGACUUGGAGAAGUGGGAAGGAGACUAUAUUAUAAACUGGGCAGAAAGCUCUGUCGAAGAGACUAUCUCAGGCUUUUUGGCCAAGAUGGUCUCUGUGCCUCCUGUGAGAAGAGAAUCCGAGCCUAUGAGAUGACCAUGAGAGUAAAGGACAAAGUGUAUCAUCUGGAAUGCUUCAAAUGUGCUGCUUGCCAGAAACAUUUUUGCGUUGGUGACAGAUACCUUCUCAUAAACUCAGAUAUAGUAUGUGAGCAAGACAUCUACGAGUGGACUAAGAUCAAUGGGAUGAUAUAACUCACUUGUGCCUCAUAGUCUCAAAUACAUUUCAUGAGUGACAUAUAUAUUUAGCUAUGGUGAGGUUACUGCUCACAUCUAUAUGCUUUCUCUAAGGGGGAAAUGGAACAGAAUACAUAGGCAUUGCAUCCAACAAAAUAAGUGAUGAUUGAAUAAAAGACAAAAUUAUUUCUUUUAGCAAAUAUGCUGUGAUUACAAACUGACAUUAGAGGUAAUGACUGAAACUAGAGAACCAAUAUAAAGCAACAAUGGAUACUUUUAAACUGAAGUAUGAUAGGUAACUUUGUGGAUUUUUCUUCUCUAACCUGGUACUUUUCAGAUAAAUUGAGUCUACAAGUCCCUAGAAAUCUAGCAUUUGUUGUCCUAAGAGUUCUGGCAAAAGGGUGGCCUUAACACUAGCAAACAAAAUUGUUCAAUUAAAUUUUGCUUAUUUUGUAUCUAUUUAUCUGGAUUAUACUCCCAGCACUAAUAUUACAUGUAAGAGCAUCAGGAGAGUUGUAUGUAUGAAGAGGAAGGACCUCCAAAUAAGUGUAGCCUCCCCCCCCCUUUAAUGAUACUUUUCUUUUUGAAAAUGAAAGUACAAUUUUUGUUCCAGUGCAAAAGAUGAUACCUCAUCAGAUAUAAUUAAAUCUUUGUGAAAUCCAUGAGAGUUAAUGGGAUGUAACUGGGAAGGUAGGAAAGACUGCAGCCUUAAAUGGUAAUUAUUUCAAAUAAUGAAGAUGGAUAGCUACCUUUUUAAAUAUUGUUGGAAGGUGAGGAAUUCCACUACUCCUUUCUAUACAAUAAUUUUUUAAGUUCUUCUAACUAUUUUAUUAGAAAAUGUAAAUAUAUUAUUUUAUGUAGUAAGAUACUGCAGACUUAAUUAAAUAGACUUGAUCUAAGAGUUGUGAUAUUUUUCAUUCAAUACACUGGCAGCUUUUUUGAUUAUCAUUUUAGUGCAAUAAAUAUAUAGCUGUUGUAUGGCUCAUUUAUUUGUACACAGAGUAUCUUCCUUUGAGCUCAGAUUUUGUUUUGACAGACUUAACAACACUGUUAAUCUCACUGUAUUAAAUAGAUUCAAAGGAGAAAAUGUAAGUCUUCCUAAUAAUAGAAGAAGUUAAUUUCCCCAACCUUUUGGGGAUGCAGCCAUUAUUUAUCUUGAUUGCUAUAUGCAUUGCAAUAAAUGUUGUAGGUGCCUAAUUAAUUUGUGAUGUGACUAGUCAUGAAUUAUUUUACUCCUCUAUGCUCCAUACAUAUGCUGCCUGAUAUUGUUUAGAUUAUUAAAAUGAGAUGAUGCUUUAGGUGUGAUUCUGAUAUUAUUCUUGCAUUUUGAGAACAGAAACAUUUUCAAAGCGAUCCCUGACAUGUAGCAAUGCACAUUAGCUUUCACAUCUUUCCAGAGCAGCCUUAUUAUGCAUGUUGAUAAGGAAUUAGAUUUUUCAGUAUUCAGUGAGACUACAUUUCCUACAUAGUAUACUUAGGAUUGUAAUUAUUUUUUCUUUAUUCAUUCUUUAACCAUUACUUUCAGAAUUAUGAAGACCUAAUGCAGCUUUAAUAUCCUCUUAAUUCAUCCAUGAAGAAGAGAUAACUUGCUGUUUUUCUUGAAACUGAAACUCAACUGUCUUUUUGCCCAAAGGCUGUGUGCAGUUCAGUCACUCAUUUAGUACAAUCUCCUGAAUAAGAACUAAAGAAACUCUGGUGUAACCUUGUAAUUUUAUAUAAGCAGAAAAGUUCAGUUAUAGCAGAAUUCAUGGUGAUUAAUAAGUCAUGGUAAAAAUAUGAAUUUCCAACAAAUCUGAUAUAUUUACUGUGGAGUGGAAGCUCUACCCAUUGUUUAGAGAAACAAUGCCUUGAUGCGGUAUGAUGGGAGUUUUCAGUGAAACAAACAUAAUUGAACAAGAAAGUGGAAUUGAAAUUGAACAGAUUCAAAUCUAAAUCAAUCUAAACUGUCUUGGGCACUGUACUUAAAUUUGUAAAAUUUGUUAGACCCCUAAUAUUUUAUUUGGUCUAGUUGUUACUAACCAAUCUGUCACCAUUUACAUCUGUACUAAAACCAAGUAUAGCCAAGCAAUUUUGCCAGCAAGUCUAAAGUUCUGAUAUCCCAUACAUUCUUGGAGGGAAAAAAAAAAAACAGAGAAA
This is a messenger RNA of Crotalus tigris (Tiger rattlesnake), 6220 nucleotides long. It is a transcript of the gene LMO2, whose product is annotated as LIM domain only 2. The record is from RefSeq and is a predicted model, not a curated record. NCBI's taxonomy places the organism in Eukaryota, Metazoa, Chordata, Lepidosauria, Squamata, Viperidae. Bases 3623 to 4102 code for a protein of 159 amino acids. Gene Ontology annotation, molecular function: DNA-binding transcription factor binding; transcription coactivator activity. The transcript is spliced from 3 exons. Gene Ontology annotation, cellular component: nucleus. Gene Ontology annotation, biological process: positive regulation of transcription by RNA polymerase II.